Messenger RNA from Merops nubicus (carmine bee-eater), 587 nucleotides. Its product is annotated as semaphorin-3E-like. The annotation marks the transcript as partial. The record is from RefSeq and is a predicted model, not a curated record. The transcript is spliced from 6 exons. Gene Ontology annotation, molecular function: semaphorin receptor binding; chemorepellent activity. Lineage: Eukaryota; Metazoa; Chordata; Aves; Coraciiformes; Meropidae. Gene Ontology annotation, biological process: neural crest cell migration; negative chemotaxis; negative regulation of axon extension involved in axon guidance.
AUGAAGGUCUGUGAAAUUGCUCAGCUGACUUUCACUGGAAGGAAGCAUUCAUCAUCAGUUGUUCAGGAUAGACAAGAUCUCAGGACCUAUCCAUACUCUGAUGUAUAUUUUAGUGAAAACAAGUUAUUGCUGGACCAGAGUGGUGAACUUUUUACUGGCCUGUACAGUGACUACUGGGGGAGGGAUGCUGCUCUGUUUCGCACUAUGAACCGCAUGGCCCAUCUCCGAACUGAACCUGACAGUGAGCGCCUCUUGAAAGAACCAAAAUUUGUUGGCUCAUACAUGAUUCCUGACAAUGAAGACCAUGAUGAUAACAAAGUAUAUUUCUUCUUUACUGAAAAAGCAUUAGAGGCUGAGACAAGUACUCAUGCCAUAUACACCAGAGUGGGACGUGUAUGUGCGAAUGACAUGGGAGGCCAGAGAAUGCUCGUGAAUAAAUGGAGCACUUUCCUCAAAACCAGGCUAGUUUGCUCUGUGCCUGGAAGAAAUGGAAUUGAUACAUAUUUUGAUGAAUUAGAGGAUGUGUUUUUGCUGCAAACUCGUGAUAACAAAAAUCCAGUGAUAUUUGGCCUCUUCAACACUACAAG